AUGGAUUCCCAGUUGGCUGUGCAAACGGGUUACAAAGGCAAGAUUAUGAUACCAGAGGAUGAUCUAGCGGAGCUGAGAUUCGACGGUUUUACUGUGAAAGAUAUUGCGGCAUUCUAUGAAAUUUCGCCAAAAACGGUCCAACGCCGGUUGCAAGAAGCAGAUCUAAACAGGAAGAACUCCAUGGUUGCUGACGAUGACCUGGAUAUUGCUGUUACUGAAAUUUUGGAGUCCUUUCCAAAUGUGGGAUACAGAUUUGUACGGGCGCAGUUAAAGUCUAAUGGAUUAACUUUGCCACGUCACAGGGUGAUCAGUUCCAUGAGACGGUUGGAUCCGUUUGCCGUUGCCAUGCGCUUUUUCCGAUUUGUUCCUUGCCGGCAGUAUUCAAAUCCCGGGCCGAACGCAUUGUGGCACCUGGAUGGCAAUCAUAAACUGGUUCGAUGGGGUAUUGUUGUGCACGGAAUUAUUGAUGGAUACUCUAGGUUUGUCGUUUCGCUACUGGCUGCGACAAAUAACCGUGCGAGUACAGUUCUGCAAGCUUUCGUCAAUGCCUGCGCGUCAUCCGGAGUGCCAUCUAGAGUUCGCACAGAUUGCGGCGGGGAAAAUUUUGGCGUUGCCCGCUGGAUGGAGCAUUACAUGGGUCCGAAUCGUGGAAGUAUUAUUAGAGGGCCUUCCGUUCACAUCCAGCGCACUGAACGGUUGUGGCGCGAUCUGGGACGGGUUGUACUGAAAUUGUUUCGAUCCGUUUUUAUACAUAUGGAAAACAUGGGAAUUCUGGAUAUUAACAGCCAGCGAGACGUGAUGCUUCUGCAUCUAAUUUUUGUGGAUCGAAUCCAAAUGAAGCUGAAUAAUUUCAUCUCCUUUUUUAACAACCAUAAACUGGAAACCGAACGUAAUAUGUCUCCUCGGCAAAUUUUCACUCUUGGAUGCCGGGAAAAGAAGCUAAAAGGAUUUUCCUUACAGCAAGUUAUGUUAGGUGAUCCUUUGCCGCAAUCCAAUGUAGAUAUCCCUGAAAAUUUUCCGGAAUUCAUAACGAAUAAUGCGGCGCAUUCACGAGAUUCUGUCCCCGUUUUUGAUAUUGUCAGCCUGUACCCUAAUGAAGCUGCCUUCGUCUUAGCCAAUCUGGACAUUACUCAAGAGGACCGAUUUUACGGAAUUCCUUUGUUUCAAGCGGCCAAAGAAAUGUUGCAUCAAACCUUUCCAUUGAAUCUGUGAAAAAUACGGAAGUUGUUAAUAAGCACCUUCUAUUCUUUAUGUACUGAUUUUAUUGUCGUUAAUGGAUGUCGAAA
Messenger RNA from Paramacrobiotus metropolitanus, 1286 nucleotides. RefSeq lists its product as uncharacterized. Gene Ontology annotation, biological process: DNA integration. The coding region runs from base 1 to 1212 and encodes 403 amino acids. Gene Ontology annotation, molecular function: nucleic acid binding. The transcript has 3 exons. Lineage: Eukaryota; Metazoa; Tardigrada; Eutardigrada; Parachela; Macrobiotidae. The record is from RefSeq and is a predicted model, not a curated record.